UCACACAGAGUGUCACUCUCACAGUUUCACUGGAGCUAUUCACAUCAGGAAGGCAAUUAUCCAAACUUGAUCCUGUUUACUUAGUCUUUUUCUUUAUCUAUUAACCUGAGCAGCACAUUGUCCUCAAGCUGAUUAACCUGUGGAUUUUAUGUUUGGUGUCUCAUCUGCUGGAUUUAUUCUAUCAUCUUUAAAACAAAAAAUGUCUAACUCAGGGAGUCUGGACAUAGACAGAUACGCUACUUUGGACAACAGGUCCCGUCGUUCAACAACUCGGAACCAGAGCAGGCAGAAGACCAAGUAUGGAGAGGUCCUUUGUGACUUCUGCACUACCAGAAAGCAAAAGGCUGAGAAGUCCUGCCUGGUUUGCCUGGCGUCAUACUGUGAGGAACACUUGCAGUCACACUAUGACUACCCCACCCUCAUGAAGCACAAACUAGUCAAAGCCACAGGCCAGAUGAGGGAGAAGAUUUGUGCCCAGCACGACAAGCUGCUGGAGGCCUUCUGCCGCACCGAUCAGACAUCAGUCUGCGUCCUGUGCAUGAUGGACGAACACAAACAACAUGACAUUGUUCCAGCUGGAACUGAGAGAACUGAAAAACAGAAACAACUGGGUUCAACACUGCACAAAUCUCAACAAAGGAUUGACCAACGAAUUAAAAAGUGGCAGGACCUGAGGCAAGCCGUUGAAUCAGUUAAACACUCUGCUCAAACUGUUCUUGAAGAAAAUGAGCGUAUCUUCACUGAGCUGCUGCAUUCUAUAGAGAGGAAGUACAAUGAAGUCAAAGAAAUGAUCCGAUCCCAUGAAAGGACCACAGUGACCCAGGGGGAGCUGCUCCUGGAUCGCCUGGAGGAGGAGAUCACUCUCUUGAGGAAGAGGCACACCGACCUGGAGAAACUCUCCCGCACUGAUGAUCACAUUCAUUUUCUGCAGAGCUGGCAGUCUCUGUCGGGCCCCUCCGGAUAUGAAGACCUUAACAACAUAAGUGUUGUUCCCAAUUAUUCCUUUGAUGCUGCAAAGAGAGCUGUUGCUUCGCUGAAAUUACAAGUCGAAGAAGUCAGCAAGACAGAAAUGAUGAAAAUCUCUGGAGCAGUGAAGGAAGUUUACAUCACGCAAGAAGCAAAGGAGGUUGAGAAAAUGAGGAGAGAAUCAAUUGUGAGCGUUGAUGCAAGGAUCGCCGAAGAACCGAGGAUAAGAGAAGACUUCUUGAAAUAUGCCCACCAAGUGACUCUGGAUGUCAACACUGUCCAUCCGAACCUUCACCUCUCAGAGGGAAACAGAACAGCAACAAUGAAAAGUGAACCUAAAAACUACCCUGAACACCCAGAUCGGUUUGACCACUGGCAGCAGGUUUUGUGCAGAGAAAGUGUGUAUGGGUCUCGUUGUUACUGGGAAGUCGAUUGGCGGGGAACGGAAAUCGACGUGGCUGUUACGUACAAGGGAAUCCGUAGAAAAGGAAAUGGCAAUGACUGCAGCCUGGGAUGGAACGACAAGUCCUGGAGUUUGUACUGCUCGGAGUCCAAGUUCACUUUUGUUCACAACAACAAAAGCAAAGACCUCUCCGUCCCUGUGACACACCGUAUCGGUGUCUACUUGGACCACGGAAAAGGAAUACUGGCAUUUUACAGUGUCUCUGAUGGCAUGCGGCUCCUGCACAAAAUUCAAACUUUAUUUACAGAGCCCCUGUACCCUGCUUUUAGUGUGUGGGGCUUUGGCUCUACUAUAAGGCUGUAGGAGAGGAGCCAGAUAACCAGCUUUUUUACAAGCAAACUAUACUCGAUAUUCAUGUAAGGAAGCUGGAAUAGAUUUCAGUUUCUGUUUGAUUUAUUUUGUUACUUAAUCAUGAAUAGAAGAUAGUACCAAAUUUUACUAUGGUAUAUAUAUAUUUUUAAAUAUUUUGUCUGUAUGUUUGAAAAGACAUUGUAAAACUAGUUAAUGUUCAAUUACAUUGGUGUGUUUUUUUCCUAUAGCUUAAGCUUU
Molecule: messenger RNA, 1978 nt
Organism: Cyprinodon tularosa
Lineage: Eukaryota; Metazoa; Chordata; Actinopteri; Cyprinodontiformes; Cyprinodontidae
Product: tripartite motif-containing protein 16-like
Exons: 7
Coding region: 149-1732 (527 amino acids)
Molecular function (GO): protein binding; zinc ion binding
Source: RefSeq, a predicted model, not a curated record